GCACUUAGAGUUAAGAACUCCGUCUCGUCUCUGUUGAAAUCACGCACUGGAGCUCAGCCAUGAUUCCACGAGUUGUCGUCUGUCUCAUGUUAUUCUCAGUAGCGGUUACUUUAUGCUUUGGUCUUCAAGAAUAUCCCUGUGACGAUGAACAACUGGUGACUGAGUACCAAGGAUUCGUUUGCCCCAGUGAUGGUCUCUACCCAAAUCCCGACGACUGCCAUUCAUUCUACGCGUGUUCGGAUGGUUCCUUCAUGUCCAUUCCUUGUGGACCACCAGCCAGUGACGUGUACGACCCAGAAGCGUGGAGUUGCAGACCGGAAUCAUCUUUCACAGAAGAUGAAUUGAAUAUGAUGUGUACUUAAGUAGGAACACUUCUAGAAUUGACACGCAUGCAUUACGUGGCACUCCACAUCCGCUACUCGUGUGUUGUAAGGAUCAUAAACUCAUGUAAAUCGGACCGUCUGUUGUACAGUGACAUGUGAAUAUUUUCUACACUCUCUCGUAUCGACGCCAUUUGCGGAUAGAAAGUAGGACAUGUUUGUCUAAUGUCUGGGACAACGAGUUUCGAUAUGUAUAGUAUUUAACUUGAAUAAAUAUCCAACCGUCUGUUUAUAGUUGACAAUAUGAAUGUAUAUACUUGACCUUUACUUUUAUUUAUCAAUACACAUUACGUGUAAAUUCAUACAAUGUAAUAACUACUAUUUCAAUACAUACACAUACUGUUUCAUAGUGACAAUGGGGCGGGUUCUUUAGAUUAAGCUCUCGAUUUUAACCGACAUUUUUACGGUAUGGUUUCUUGCAUUUCAACGACUACAUUUGGGGAGAUAUAAUACAGUUUAUCGAAUUGAACAUACCCACCCAGAUAUUUAUCAAACCUGUUGUUGGGUUUGCACAUAUUAUACUGUUAUUUUUGUUUCACAAAAUGCACUACACAAAUAUAUGUAAUGUUUGUAAUAUAUGUGACAGUUUAAUAACAGCCAUGAUUACAUACGAAUUAGCAGUGAAUAAACUUACAACAACAAAUACAUACUGUGGUAAUUGUGAAAUAGCCUAACACCACGGGUGAGGUGGGGUGAUGUUUGUCAAUUACCGUAAAUACAUUAAAUAUUUGACGUAUAUUUGUAACACUGCGAAUUGUUGUUUUUUUCGAAGCUAUAUAAACAUAUACUAGUAGUAUGGGACAUUCUUGUAAUAUUUAUGUAUGUAAUAAAAAAGUAGUUAUCAUGAUUUAACUAUUUAUAUCGCGUAUAUCACCUUAUCGCUUAACAGCUAUUUCGUCAGAUAAUGACA
Messenger RNA from Saccoglossus kowalevskii, 1290 nucleotides. RefSeq lists its product as uncharacterized. The record is from RefSeq and is a predicted model, not a curated record. Gene Ontology annotation, molecular function: chitin binding. Gene Ontology annotation, cellular component: extracellular region. NCBI's taxonomy places the organism in Eukaryota, Metazoa, Hemichordata, Enteropneusta, Harrimaniidae.